AUGGAAACAGCCGAGGAGGCUAUAUCGGCGGCUAAGGAGCAAUCCUUGAUCCUUAAAGGGAAGAGGACUAAACGGCAGCGUCCGCAGUCCCCAAUCCCUUUCUCUAUCGUUCCUCCUAUGUCUUCGCAGGAACCAGACGUCGAAGAAGAGUCCACUAGUCUUGUUUCCAAGGAGAAGGGUCUCAAUGAUGAGAUCAACGACAACAAGAAUGAUAACAACGUUUUGAUCAAUGGCGUGACAUCUUCAUCUUCUGCCUCUUCAUCUUCUAACAACAAUGCGACAUUAAAGGCCGCGGCUGACGAGGAAGAUCAAGAUAUGGCUAAUUGUUUGAUCCUUCUCGCACAAGGCCACUCUCUUCCACACCACAACCGCAACCACCAACAACCACAACCGCACCCACAACAACAAACAAGACAACUUAUGAUAAGUUACCAAGACUCCGGUAACAACAACAAUGCGUAUAGAUCUAGCAGCAGGAGGUUUCUAGAGACAUCUUCAUCUAACGGGACCACGACGAACGGAGGUGGAGGCAGAGCCGGUUACUAUGUUUAUCAAUGCAAAACAUGUGACCGGACUUUUCCUUCUUUCCAAGCACUUGGUGGCCAUAGAGCCAGCCACAAGAAGCCUAAAGCAGCCGCGGGUCUUCACUCCGAUCAUGACCUCAAGAAGUCUAUCUACGAUAACGCCGUUUCUCUUCAUCUCAACAACGUCGUCACCACGACUCCUAACAACAACAAUAACCAUAGAUCGCUUGUGGUAUACGGUAAAGCGAGUAACAAUAAAGUCCAUGAAUGUGGGAUAUGUGGAGCGGAAUUCACAUCGGGACAAGCCUUGGGUGGUCACAUGAGACGUCAUAGAGGCGCAGUGGUGGCUGCAGCAGCCGCUUCUACCGCAACAGUAGCGGUUGCGGCCACUGCGGUUAAUGCAAACACGGCCUUGUCAUUGUCACCUAUGUCGUUUGAUCAGAUGUCGGAUGGUCCGGUUCAUCAGGUUCAGGCUCCGGUUAAGAGAGCGAGGAGUGCGGUUGUGUCAUUAGAUUUAGAUCUGAAUCUACCUGCCCCGGAAGAUGAGAAUCGAGUCAACGGAUUAAGCUUUCCUUCAAAGCAAGAACACGAACAAGAACCUGAACAGAAUAAACAGAGAGAAGAACAAAAGUCUCUUGUUUUGUCUUCUGCUCCUACAUUGGUGGAUUGCCAUUACUGA
This is a messenger RNA of Thlaspi arvense, 1203 nucleotides long. Lineage: Eukaryota; Viridiplantae; Streptophyta; Magnoliopsida; Brassicales; Brassicaceae. The record is from the annotation of a GenBank genome assembly.